Molecule: messenger RNA, 1404 nt
Organism: Cladocopium goreaui
Lineage: Eukaryota; Dinophyceae; Suessiales; Symbiodiniaceae
Source: the annotation of a GenBank genome assembly
AUGUCGCAGAACCAGUUGCAGGUGUUGCAUGCAGAAGCCUUUCAGGGUCUCAAAUUUGGUCAGAGUGGCAUCCUGGACAUGUCGCAGAACAAGUUGCAGGACUUGCCUCCAAAGGUCUUUGACAGUCUUGAGCUCGACCGACUGAACCUACAAAACAUUAAUCUUAUCCAACUACAUGCAGGAACCUUUCAAGGUCUCACCUUUGGUCGGUACUGUUCCAGAUGCAUCCUGGACAUGUCGCAGAACAAGUUGCAAGAAUUGCCCCCAAAGGUCUUUUACAAAUUUCGUUUCACGAUGUUAGGCUAUCUUCGCAGCCUGAGACUGGAAGGCAACCAGCUCCGGAGCCUUGGCGACAGACCCUUCUACGGGUUGGACUACUUGGAAGAGCUGAACUUGCAGCAGAAUCAGCUGACAGAUCUGGAUGAAGAUGUUUUUGGUGAUGACUUUCUCAAGCGGAGCUUGUUGGAUCUCAAGCUGGGUGGCAACCGGCUCACAACGUUGCCCGGUGGCCUCUUCAACGGUUUCACAAAUCUUCGAAAGCUGCAGCUGCAGAGCAAUCAGCUGGUGAGACUUCCACAACAGCUGUUUCAGACUUUGAGCUCCUUGGAGUUCCUGAACUUGAGCCACAACGAGUUGGUGACGCUUUCGUCAGAUGUCUUUUAUGGUCUCUCGUCUCUUCGCAGCCUGAGGCUGGAAGGCAACCGGCUCCGGAGUCUUGCCACCAGACCCUUCUACUGGUUGUACCGCUUGGAAGAGCUGCACCUGGCACAGAAUCAGCUGACGGAUCUGGAUGAAGAUGUCUUUGAUGGAUAUGAUAGAUAUGAUUAUGAUGACUCACACCAAUGCAGUUCACACCGACGCCGUUCUUCACACCGACGCCGUUCUUCACGCCGACGCCGUUCUUCACUCCGACGCGUACGACGUUCUUCCCUCAAGCGAAGCUUGUUGGAGCUGAACCUGGGAGGCAACCGGCUCACUGCUCUGCACGAUGGCCUCUUCAAGGGUUUCAGGUCCCUUCGAACACUGCAGCUGCAGAGCAAUCAGCUGGCGAGACUUCCGAAGCAGCUGUUUCAGAAUUUGAGCUCCUUGAAUUUUCUGAACUUGAGUCAAAAUGCACUUGAAGAACUGCCUCCCAGUCUUUUCGAUGGACUGAACUUGUCAGUGAUCGACUUGAGUCACAACAAGCUGAGAACGCUCAAUGCUACGCAGUUUGACCUGGAGAGCCUCACCACCUUGGACUUACGUGGAAACCGCCUGACAGACGCCACGCGGCGGGACUUGGCACGCCUCAAGGUGGAGCUCUAUGUGGAUUGAGGUCCUGUGCUUUUGUUGAAACUGCUGGUGGUUCACAGGUUUCGUCAGUGCAAUCGUUAGACGAAAAAAACACAUCAAAGACGACGAAAA